Cutaneotrichosporon oleaginosum is the source of this 921-nucleotide messenger RNA. RefSeq lists its product as uncharacterized. The record is from RefSeq and is a predicted model, not a curated record. Gene Ontology annotation, molecular function: metal ion binding. Lineage: Eukaryota; Fungi; Basidiomycota; Tremellomycetes; Trichosporonales; Trichosporonaceae.
AUGUCCAACAACGACUCUCCCGAGUAUCUGCCGAGCAGCGAGGACGAGAUCCAGCGCUUGCUGCAGCAGUGCGCCAUGCUGCAACGCGAGAUCGACAGCCUGCGCGAAGCCCUCGCCGAUGUACGAGAAGAGCGCGACGGCCUGAGCAAAGACCUCGCCGAAGCGAGGGACCCGCACACCUCCCUGCAGCGCGAGAACGUCGACCUGGGGUUCGGGAUCCAGGCGCAUCGUGAACGCAGGGAGGUGCGUAACGCACAUGGCUCGCUGUCCCACACCCACGACGCGCUGCAGGACGAGCACGACGAGCUGCGCGCCAAGUACGAGGCGCUGUGGAUCCAGCACAGCGAGCUGUGGGCCAAGUACGAGGCGCUGCGGCCCAAGGCUGCUGCCCAGGCCCAGGCCGGAUGGCCUGACAGCAAGAUCAAGAACGACCUGCGCAGCCCGCGCAGCCCGCGCACCCCGCGCACCCCGCAUACGCCGACGUUCCCGCCGCCCCCGUCGCGCUCUGACAUCGCAGAGACGUGGCGCUCCACGAAGGGCCUCACCCUGCCUGCCGUCCCGCGCGCCGAGGACGACAGCAGCGACAGCGACAGGACGGUCAUGCCCACCGGCAGCACGCACACCCGCCACUUGUCCGCCGACUCGUUGGCGCGCGGCUUCCAGGGCUCGUCGGACCAGCCCGAGGCGAGCACGAGCACGUAUGUGGCGCGCGGCCCGUCCGCCGCGCCCCGCUCGCCCCAGAACCGCCCGACGCCGUGCCGGUUCUACGCCGGCGGCGGCUGCCGCAGGGGCAACAAGUGCUGGUUCAGCCACGACUCUCACAACCUGUGGGUCAACAAGGACAAGGACCAGAACCUGGACAAGGGCAAGGGCAAGGGCAAGGGCAAGGGCAAGGGCAAAGCCAAAGCCAAAGAGCUGUAG